Paramuricea clavata is the source of this 16953-nucleotide messenger RNA. Lineage: Eukaryota; Metazoa; Cnidaria; Anthozoa; Malacalcyonacea; Plexauridae. The record is from the annotation of a GenBank genome assembly.
CUUCUGGAGUGUUAAGAUGUCGUUCUAUACUAUACUGUGUUGUAUUCCUUUUAUUAGGUGAGUGGAUGGUAUGAAAGUAAAAGUACACAACUCCACAAAUUCUAUAAACUCCUCUUUCACACGGAACUGGAUGAAUUCGGAAUCAUAUUUAAAUUUGCACAAUCUUGCUCUCUCAUUGCGUUCACAAGGGACGCAUGAAAUUGGACGAAUUUGAGUACAGAUGAGCGUAUCAAUUCCCGUGUGAAUAAGCGUGAUAAGAGAAAUUUGUUUAGUGUUCUGAAUUCGUCCAUCCUCGUGUAAAGUUUCCUAAACCAUUCACUUAAUUUGGGGUUUCGGUGACUCAGUUGUCAGAGUGAGUUUCUAUCGUGAGUUCGAGUCGAGAUGGCAGACAAUGUACCGUUUGUACUUUCUUCAAUCGAUAGCUCAAUGGCUAGACCAUAUAUAAGUCUAUUGAAUAUGCAGGAUCGAGUCUGACUACAAUCAACUUUAUGUUGAUAAUAUAGUGUUGGGUUGCACUAUAUGGUAUAUAGCAUAUUCGCAUGAAGAAACCUGUGUACUUGGAGAAAACUUGAAAGUGCUCUUCCCAUACUGAACAACUGAGGUGAAAUUAUAAUCAAACAAGUGCACAUAGCAGGAAUGCUAGUCACAGAGUUGACAGACACAUGCGCCAAUCACUAUGCCUACAACACACCAAAUCUCUUUAGUGGCUGACUCCAGCGAACCUUUCCAGGCUAUUGCUGCAGUGUGCAACAAUACAUGACUUAAGAUUUACACUAUGCUAUCUUUAAAAUCUUCAACUGUCAGUGAAGGUAGUGCCAAUAAUAUGAACAAGCUUUCGUUGCUAGGAAUACAACUACCUGAAAAAUAUAAGGAGAAUUUCGACGUUUCGAGCGAAGGCCCUUGUCUGAACGAAGCACCAUCGCUCGAAACGUCGCAAUUCUCCUUAUAUGUUUCAGGUAGUUGCAUCCCCUACCAACAAAAACUUGUUCAUAUCUUUAAAAUCUACCGAAGCAGUAAAGUGAGGUAUAACAUAAGCUGACAAGUGUAUAUUGCAGGAGUCAAACCUCAGAGAUGAAAAGACCAUAUACACUAACCACUAUACCAUCAACACUUUCAAAAACCUCUACCCGUGAAAUCUUCACUUCUCUUUAGCGUUCCUGCAUGAUCCAGUGAUCAGCGAAGAAGCACAAUGCACGAAAUCAACUCUGAGAGACCACCUCAGAAAAUCAUUCAAAGUCAUGAAGCUUGGUCGAACAAGGAAUAUAAGAUCCUGUAUCAAUUUAUGUUGUUCGAGAAGGAACUGUGACUUGGCCUUACUGCGGAAGACUAGGUGUUAUGGUAUCUCAUGUUCACAUCACGAUCUCUGUAGAAGCAUUCUGAAUGGACUGAGGGAAAAACGACAUGAGAUCUCAAAACGGAGUGUGGACGACACAGAGGGUAGGGUAGCAAAAGUCAAUAGUGAUUCAAUAUCUACUCCAGAUUGUUUCUUGUAAUCAUAUUUUCAUAUCCGUUCACAUGAGGCCGGAAUUAAGUAACUAAGAGCUGAACUCAAAUUGCAAUUGUACAGUAUGUUUGCAUGAGCCUGGUCGGAAAUCAUUUUGCGGCCUGGCAAUUUAUCCAACGGGAUGACUUCAGUUUAGUCUUAGCGAUUUUCAACUCUGUCUUAGCUGACCCUAAUUUAAUACAUAGGCUCACCCAUCAAAGUCUUUCAUAGAUAAUAUAUUAUUUCUAACACUUAUGAACCAAUGAUCGAAGCUGCAAAGUUCCCGCAUUGAUGAGAAACGUGUAACGAAAAAAGUUCGCUUAACACAAUCAUACGCGACAUAUAUGUCCAAAAUGCAGUCCCUAUAGAAUAAACACACACAGGGAUCCUGUCUAAUAUAUUUUUCCUCCUCGUAGAUAUCCAAUCAGAUUUCUCUCACCACCCAAAGCAUCACGGCUUUUGCCGUCAUAGAAGAGUCGUCCCACACCAUAUCUUUCUCGAAGGUGGACGAGGUGUUUCAAAAUUUCAUAAACUGGCCACGGAUGUAAGCAGUAGCAGAGAAUGCAAUCAGCACUGUUGUCAGAGAGCAGAUUGUUCUCUUGCUUUUAUCAUGAGAGAUAAAUGUUAUGGAGUUAUUUGCCCAGAUGAUGGUGAUUGUGAAUCUGGAGAGGGGAAAAGAGUGCCAGUGCAUCUGGAGAUAGCUUUGCUUGAGAGACGAGGUAUGAGCUCUAUGCAUAACUGGAGUAAGGGAUGUCUUUUAUGCCGUGUUUACAUUACAAGGUAGGCCUCGCAUUGGCCAGGUUUUCGCUUUACUGAUUGGCCGACUAGUUCAGUCAAUCAGGGUUAUAUAAUUAGCUUAAUUAGACCAAAGCCUGUCAUAGGACUGUAGUGCAAGUACGGCUUCACACGUUUGCUGUUUGACGUUUGUUGUUUAAUAUUUGAUGUUAAUAUAGAUGAUGUCAUAUAUUUAUUAACUUCUUUACGUCUUUUAGGAUCGUUUGGUGAGGCAAGUAGAGUUGUAGAUUCUGAUGUGGAUAAAAAACCAUCAUUAAGUGAAAGAAGGCAUCAUCAUCAUCACCACCACCACCACGAUGACCCCGCUGAAGACGAUACGAGUUACAACCAAGAACACGAAACACAACUACCACAGAAACACCACUUACACGAUGGUUCUACAAUACCAUUGCAUCACCAUCAUCACCACCAUCAUCACGUUCAUAAAUCGACGUAUAAUCCGGGAGUGAGGGAGAGUGACAGUCAGAGCUCGAGUCAGGAAUCUGAUCACAAGAGAAGACAUGUUAAAACUCAUAGACACCAGAAUUCUGAAGAAAGAGAGGACAGCAACCAAGAUAAUGAAAAUGACAAUUCAUAUAAGCACAGAGAAGGCGAGCAUCACAGACACCAUCACAGAAAGAUGAAUAUGGAACAUGAAAAGAUUAACAGAAUGUAUCAUCAUCGGAACAUGGAACAUGGUACUAAUCACGAUUCUAAUGAGAGAGACGAUACUAUCGAAGAACAAAGCAAGUCACAUAGGCAUAGAGGCCAUCACAAACAUGUUAAAAUGAACUCAGACAUGAAGUAUGACAAUGAAGAUAAGGAUAGUGACAUUUCAAGUAGGCAUAGCAUUAGGAAACGAAAACACAACAGGCAGGACAAAAUGGAUUCUUUUGAAAGUCCUGAAGAUGACAGAGGUCGCGAUGCUCCAUUAAAGAAGAAACAUAGAAAGCAAGAACGUCAUAAAAGUGGUGGCAACAGUGAAGGCAAUGAUGAUGAAGAGGAACAGUCGGGAACACACAGAAGAAAGAAAAGCAGACCACCCAAACACCAUCAUCUGGAUGAAGUUAAUCAUAAGCAUGAAGAAAAAUCUAUGAAUAGUGAAGAUAUCAUGGAAUUUGGUGAUAAAGAUAAUGAUGAUGACGAGAAUGCGAAUGGAGAGAAUUUUCCUAGAAAACAUGAUAAGGUUGACCAUGAAAACGAAAGUUCUGAGAAUGAGGAUUUUGAGCAUGAACAAAGAAAAGAGGAUCAGGAUAAAGAUAUGAAUAAAGAUGAAGAUGGGAGCGAGGGAACAUUUACAAAGAACAAAAAUCGACAUGAAGACUCCCACGAAACGUCUCAGGAAAAGACGGACUACAAGAAACAUCACCAAACUGGGAGAGAAAGCUUAUCUAGCGAGUCGAAAAUGAGAAACAACGAAAUGCAGGAUGGAAGUGAAGAUGACGAUGAAGAAAGCCCAAAAGAACAUAAAACCAGAGGUGAAGAAAAGGAAGACUAUUAUGAUGAAGAAAUGAAUGAUGAAGAUGGUCACUUUGGCAGUGGAGAGAACGAGGAGGAAAGAAGUAAAAUUGAGCAUGAAAAGGACAGUAACGAGGGAAGAGAUGAUAAUAUGAAUGAUGAUGAGAUGGAAAAUAGAAAGAAUAUAAACCAUCGAAAGAAAGAAAAGGGUAGAGUGGUUGAUUAUAACCACAACCAUGAUCAUGAUGAGGAUGAUAUACAAGCCCAAACUAAUGAAUAUCAUCAUCACCACCAUCAUCAUGACGACAAUGUUCAAGACCAAAAUGAUGAUAAUACAAAACAUGAUAAGAAAGACGAAAAAGAACAACAUCAUCAUCACCACCAUCAUCAUCACAAUAUUCAUGAGGACAAUGCUCAAGAGCACAAUGAAAAAAUUACAGACCAUUACAAAAAAGAGAAACAAGAGAUGAAUAGUGACCCUGACAUGAACGAAAUGAAAACCACAGAUAAUGAAAUGAGUGGUAAUAAAAUAAAUGAACAUCAUCACCACCACCAUCAUCAUCAAAAGAAAACAAUAAAGGAACACCAAGAAAGGACGACCAUCAAAAACCAACAUAAGGAUAACUAUCGACAAAAUGAAAAUGAAUACCAAGAGUACUCUGGAAGCGGUGAUGACUCGGACAACGAAAAUAUUAUGUCUCAGAACUAUGCUCAUAGGGUGUAUGAACAAAACCAUAAUCACAACCAUGAAGACAGAUCUGAUGACAGAUCUGAUUUCAGAGACAAUGAUGAAGAUAAGAACUUUAAAUCUUCGAAGAAAAAGGCAAAGGAUUAUAAUCCCUCAAAAGGAGAGAAUUAUGAAUCUUCAAAGAAAGAGAAAAAGUCAGAAGAUGUUUUCAAAAACAAGAAGCCCAAUAGUAGAGAAAAAGAGAAAAUGGAUAAAAUUGAAGACAAUGACAACAGUGAAGAUAAAGAAGGCGAAAGGAAUACAAUACAUAACGAAGAGGCCGACAGAAGUGAACCUAAGAGUAAAAUUCACGUUCACCAUGAACAUGACAAAGAUGAUGAUGAACAUGAUAGCAAGGAGAAAAUUGCUAGCAAGGAGAAAAUUUCCAGCGAUGAAGAAAAUAAAAUUGAAAAGAAUAAAAUUAAAGAAAGUAUAAGCAAGAAGGGUAACGGUAAAACGAGUAAACACGAGCUAGACAAUGACGAGAUCAAUGACAAUGAUUCGGAAGAGGAUUCGAAAAAGAACAGCAAUUUCAAAAACAAAGAUGAUGAAUCAGAUAGCAUUACAGAUGAAAAUCAAUCAUCAGAAGAGCACAAAGAUCACAAUAAAGCUGGUAAUGAGCAAAGACAUUACAAGAAAGAAAGAGAAGGUCAUUUACAUAAAGAACAUAGAAAAAAUUAUGACAAUUCGGAAAGAAAGAAUACGGAACAUAUCCAAGGGGAGAGAAAAUACAAUGAACAUCAUGUAGAAAAAGAAACUAAAUAUAAUUCUGAUGUAAAGGAUAGCCAACAGAAAGAAAGUAAAGAGAGGAAAGGUAAACAAGAAUUUGUAAAAGAAGAUAGUGAGAACACUGAACCCAGAAAUCAGAAGCAAGGAGGACCUUUAGAGGUAAACCAUGAUCAUAAGAAUGCUAAACAUCACCAAAAAAAGAUGAAAUCAUCUAACGGUAAAAUAGAAGAUAUAAAAUCGAAUGUGGAUAACCGAAUGAAACACGAGUCAAAUAAGAAUCAAAGAUCGAAAGCAGAUAACAACGACAGCAAUGGCCACACUGACGAUCGUGAUUCUGAUGAUUCUGAGGACAGUAAUGAUGAUGCAAAACAGAACCAUGAAUAUAAUUCAAAAGUUAGUACACACGAUGAACAUACACAUAACAAACAGGAGAAGCAUCCUACAGAAAAAUCACAUGGUUAUUUCGAAUCAGAGAACGAAAAUGACGAUAAUGAUCAGAAAAACCGAGAAAGUCAAACUGAUGGUGUGGGAGAAGCCGGAUCUAAGAAUAACAAUCAUAAGAAAAGCGAUCGGAAAGAUAAUGGUAAUGAGAGGGGGGAUCUGUCUAAAGAUAGCAGUGAAAGUAAGAGUAAUGAAAUGAAAAACAAAAAUUCACAUGCGACUACCUCGGAACACGUAGAUCAUAAAGACAGUGAAGAUAAUGAAAAGGAAAAAGAGUCGAAGAACGAAGAUCACAAGGAGAAUCUGUCUAAGAACGAAGAUCACAAGGAGAGCAAGAGUAAUGAGAACAACAGGAAAGAUGAUGAAAUUAGUUCGGAUCAUGUAGAUCGUAAGGAGAGUUACGGUGAUCACAAGAGCAAGAACAGUGGACGCGAUAAAGGUAAUUCUGAAAAUGAUGAAGGGAAGGAUGAGAGUACAAAUAAAAAUCGUAAAGAAAAUGAAAGUAGCAAAACAGAGGACGCUGAUGGAAUCAGAAGAGAUCAUGUUGAUCAUGGAACAUCUUCAAGCGUUGAGAAAAAAUAUGCUGGCAGUAAGCAUCAUACAAAGGCAAAUAAAGACGAAAACAGUUCGGAAACCAUUGAAGAAAACGGGAUGCAACACUCUGGAAGGAAAAAUGAUUACAAAAAUCAUGAAAACAUCGAGGAAAAGCAUGAAAUUUCAAGUAAUGGCAUUUCUGGCAGUAAGCAUCAUACGAAAGCAAAUAAAGACGAAAACAGUUCGGAAACCACUGAAGAAAAUGGGAUGGAACACUCUGGAAGGAAAAAUGAUUACAAAAAUCAUGAAAACAUCGAGGAAAAGCAUGAAGUUUCAAGUAAUGGCAUUUCUGGCAGUAAGCAUCAUACGAAAGCAAAUAAAGACGAAAACAGUUCGGAAACCACUGACGAAAAUGGGAUGGAACACUCUGGAAGGAAAAAUGAUUACAAAAAUCAUGAAAACAUCGAGGAAAAACAUGAAGUUUCAAGUAAUGGCAUUUCUGGCAGUAAACAUCAUACGAAAGCAAAUAAAGACGAAAACAGUUCGGAAACCACUGACGAAAACGGGAUGGAACACUCUGGAAGGAAAAAUGGUUACAAAAAUCGUGAAAAUAUUGAGGAAAAGCAGCAUGAAAUUUCAAGAAAUAAAAUUGGGAUGACGAAAGAUAAUAGAACAAGUCAUGAUAAGGAGAAUACCAUCAUUCCUUUCAAACAUGAAGAAACAACUGAACAUUUGAAUAAGAACACGGCAAGUGAAGGUACGAAUUCUGAGAUUCAAAAGAAUGGCACUACUGGGAACAAACACAAAAACUUUAUGCACAACAAACUUGACAAUAAAUUUGAAAACACUCAUGAACCGAGUGAAGUUGAAAAUGGUUUCAACAAAGACGAAACAGGAUCCAGCAAGAAACUAACAAAACAGGACGAACAUGAAAUCAGAAAUAAUACUUAUGACAAUAAAGAGAAAAAUGAGCCGUUGGAAAGUGAGGAAAAGAGAAUAACUGGAAAGCAUAAAAAGCGAAAAGAAAAAGUAGCUAUUCAAAAGGUUACGACUGAAGAUGGUUCUACGAAAACAAAUGUGAAUGAGCAUUCGAAAAUGAACCAGGAUCUAACCAAUAACCCACCACCACGGAUCGACGACAAUACGAAUGCCAACAAUACUCAAAGUGCGAUUGAAAAACAAAAUGACAAGCACCAUCGUAAAAAUACUGGGGAAAAUGUUCCUGGUGAAAUAAUUGAUAUUGUGGACAACAAUGAGCAAGAUAAAUCAAACACUGGUUAUCCACAACACAAACCAUUUUUAUAUCACAGUUUAAAUGAAUUGAAAGAAAUAAAAAGCAACAACGGACAAAAGAAGAAGAUGGAGAGGAUUUCACCCGAGGUGAACCAUGAACAUGAUAUCAUGAAAUCAAAUCAAAAUUACACAGAAGCAACGAAGCCAAAGGAAACGGAGGAAGGCAGCGAAGAAGAUAAAACAAGAUUUUUUAAUCAAGAAACUAACGAGUGGAAAGAAAGCUUCAAAGGUGAUCAGGUUGAUGAGAGCGGGAAAUAUUUUAAUCAAAGGACACGAGGUUGGUCCGUAAAUCAACCGAAAACAAACACAGACUACUUUCACAAUUUGACAUCGCAAUGGAAUUUAGAAAACAAGACAAAACCUUCGGAUUUCGGGAAGUACUUUAAUCAGCGAACAAAGACAUGGCUUGGCAAUAAAGUCGGCCAUGCGUAUAGAAAGAACUUGGGUGAUACUACUGGACGUGUGAAGGAAAAAGAUAGCAAUACUUUACAUAUUAAUGGGUCCAUGAAAGGAAAUAAAGUACAGAGUUCAAGGAAGAAAAUCUUAUCUAGCACAAACAAUAACCAUAAAAAACAUAAACAAAACAUUACGGUAUAUAAACCUGUGCAAAAACAUAAACUACAAUCCACCAUUCCAAAAGAUGAGGAAGGAAAAUCUUCACAAGUCAUUCACAACAAUACUAAGAUCCGUGAACAAUUUAAUCUCUCAAAGACAAGUGGUACAGUGAUACCAACAAAAGUCAAGCAAAAGGAUACGAAGGUUAAAAGUGCGUCACAUAAGGCGAAGGAUAGUGAAACAGCUGAAGAAAAGGUGAAAAAUGAAAUUUUGAAACUGAUUGGUGAAGCACCGGCUAAAACAACGUCGUCUCAUAAGAAGGCGAAGAAUAUUGUCCACCGUUUAAUAAAUAAGCCUCUGGAAUCAUCAGUGAAUGUUUCAACUCAUAUUGACAAUAUUUCACCCAGAAAACCUGAAAAUAUUCCACAACCAAGAACUAUUCCAACAAGUCCAGAAAAUAUUACAAAUGCACUACCCCAGCAUCAAGGGAAACCAUAUAAACCUCGUAUAGUAGGAGACAAUAAAAUUCUGGUCGGCAAAUUUCCACAUGUGCCGAGAAAGAAGAAAGUGUUAAAAACUUCAAAAUCCACCACAAAAGUGAAGUCUAAGGAAGAAUUUGAUGCAAAACGUCCUCAUGGAACGAAAAUGAAUUCUUUACCUCCAAAGAGUAAACAGAAAAAUCGUAUAAAUUCAACACGGAAACAAAAAAUUGGUCCACUUUUGAAACAGCCUCAAAGAAAACCAAUUAGACCAACCCAACCACUAGCUAUUCCCAUCAAACAUCACAUAAAGUUUCCCAGAAUACGAAAGAAACCAGUAAACAGCAUCAACCGUGUACGCCCAACAUCACAGCCUGGUGUUCACACUUGGAAAGGGACUCCAACCGUAAGUAGUAUUGGAAAAUACGAUUAUCAAAACUGGAAUAAACAGAACGUCUUUGAUAAUGAGUGGAACAACGCGAAAUGGAAUUCGUACUAUAAUACUUAUGGAAGUAAUUCCAUUUUGCAAACACCAACGAUGAAACCAACUCUUUCUUGGAACAGCAUGCCAUGGAAUUCGAACAGUAAUCAACAGGGGAAUAUUAUUCAUGGUUAUCAGAAUGGCGGAACAGAAGGAAGAGGUCAAGGAAUAACACCCAGAAUCGCACCAAUAAACACAGGUAGGAACGCGAAUAAAAAUUCACAAAUAAAUAGAGUUCACAAUUAUCCCAAUGGAGGAAUAGAGGGCAAAUUUCGAGGUAUGAGACCUACUCUUGCACCAGUCAAUAGAAACAAACAAUUUCCGUUCACUUUUGAUGGUACGAGUAAAAGUGGUAAAGGUCAUCAAAUCGGUGGAAUGGGGAAUACACCUCGAGUGUUAGGGCCUACACUCGCCCCACCAUAUAGACAAAGAGGGUCAUCGUUAAACAGGAAUGGUGGUUUAAAUCAUGGUGGUAAAGACCAGAGCGGUGUACACAGGAUUCCUGUUCUAACACCCACACUUGCCCCGCCAUAUAGACUGGGGGGAUUCCCAUUAACCAAGAAUGGUGAUAGGACAAACAGAAGAGAUUACUGGAAUCAGAAUUUUAAAAGUCCCUUCGGAAGAAAAGGUCCACCAGUUGGUAGUCAUCCAUCGGGAACAGAAACCAAAAAUGGCGAUAUGACAAAUACAAGAAAAGAUUUCUGGAAUCAAAAUAUUAAAACCCCUUCAGAGGUUGGUAGAAACACAUUGGAUAAAACUGCACCAAGAAGUCAUGUUUAUUAUUCAGAGAACAAGCAAAGAGUUUCGAAUCUGACUCAAAAUCAUGUCAUGAAGCCGCCCAGGAAACCAUCAAGUUCUCAAUUGACAGGACCACGUACGUUCGUUCACCCGUUAGGCAACGUAACAUCCCAGAUACCAACCAAAAAUGCUCCUGAUCAACCAGCAUCAAUUAGAAACAAUUAUUGGAAGCAAAAUAAAGGUAAUUAAAUGAUAUCUCCAAAUUCUAAUAUCUAGAUAUUUAUUUGAAUCUUGCUAUAUUGGUCAUAUUUGUGAUACGUGCACCAAUAAUACCACAAAUAUAAAUUCCAUACAAUAUGUCAUAAAUAUUCAUUUCUUUUGGUCUUUUUCUAUUUUAGUAUUAAGUUCGGGAAAGAUGAAUUCUUCACAAGUGCAACACAUUUCAAAAACAAUCCCUAUCUUGAGAAGACCAACACUGCCACCUCAACUCACACGAAAGCCAAACCAGUGGACAAAAACACGGACGACAAGUAGAAUUCACCAUCCAUUCAAAAUUAACAAAAUUGAAUCUUUACAUGGUGAAACAAAAGGUAUUUUGUUUUUCUAUGUUUCAGGGCUGUUCGUUAGUAUUAUGCGCCGUUUAGCUUCUGUGUCUAGUGCUUCCAGUGUUUAAACACUGCAGGUUUUCUAGGGUGUUCCUGCAAACUGUUCUCCCUGGAGCUCUAGAACAGUUUAGAACUGAUCGAGCUAUCCAAUGCAACGUUGGUUAAAUUUAGCGUUCUUCUUGUAGUAUCGUUGAACCAUGCAAUAAGCUAUAACCCUUAGCGGACCUCUAGAGGAAACAGCUUAGAUAAAACUGAUAGAGCCAUCCAGUAUUAACACUCAAGUUAUCAACGCAGUGACUUUUGAUCGUGCAAUAUGCUACCUUCAGACACAGUUAAUAGAAAUAAGAUUAAUUUUUGGCGUUGCUAACUCUCAUUUUAUAGACCGUCUGCAUCCAAACGUCCCAAAAGGAUGUUUCCCAGGAGAAAUCAUGUCGGAAAUGACGUUGGAAAAUGGCCUAGACGCUGGAAACUAUACAAAUCUAGGACGAACUGAGCUCAUGGAUUCGUGCAUCAGUAAAUGUUGUGAGAUAAAGAGUUGUGAAGUGGCCGUGCAGAUGGACAACGUUUGUUUUGGUUUGAAAUGCCAUUCCAAGGAAUCGUGCAAAAUUAAGACGACAUUAGGAAAGUCGUCGCAUCAUAAACUGUGCUUUCUUUCAAGGAAGAAAAAAGAGAGACAGAAUAUAUUUGGUAAGGAACAUUGUCGUGAAGGAUAUCAGAGUGUUAGAAUCAUCUGAUUUGGGUACAUUGCCAUGUCAAUCUCAGUUUUUACCCACAGAAAAAAGCACACAUUCCCACCAUCUGCUCAGACCAGUUUACUGUCAGGAAGGGGUAAGCGAUUUUCAGAUAGGCAUUGCAUUUGGACCAAAUCAGUUGGGUUGAAAGGCUUGGAUUGUUGCCGUGUGUGACACUGUACUCUUCUUCAUUUUAAUCUACUUCUGAGACAAACUUCACUUAUUCUACAUUUUAGAUUUUGACAAUGAUAUUCUUGGAGAACAAGACGUGUGCCGCCAGGAACAAGCUGUGGGACUUAACUGGAAAACGACAAACGCUGGGACGUUUGAUGAGAUACCUUGCCCAAAGAAAGCCAAGGGUAAAGUGCCAAAUUCGCUUGCUGCUCGAGGCGACGAUUUCUUUGUUAAUUUAAGUAUUUGUUUUUAGGUUUGGCGAAAAGAAAAUGUUCAAUUGAAUCACAUUGGCUUCUACCGGACUUUAGUUCUUGUGUGAGCAACGCAUAUGAAGAAUUGUAUCAGAGGGUUUGUAAAUUAUAGUUGUAUUGAUGAUUUAACUUGGACUGGAUAUCUAUAUCAGUUCUAAACUGAGAGGUCAAGUAAGAGCCUUCUUUCUUAAUGGACUUGUGUUGCUACAGGAAACCUGCGGUGUUUGGUUGAAACAAACAUGGAAGCACUCUUCUCACGUGUGACUGAGAUGAAAUUAUUCCAGGAAUUUUUCAGAUAUUUAACCCUAGCCACAGAGAUGGAAAGCACAUGUACCAAUUUAUCACUGUUCCACAAACACUCCUAAUAGUUUGUCAGGAUAGAAAUCAGGGGUGGAAAAAUAGGCGAGCACUGCUCGCAGGAAAUGUUGAACAGCUGCAAGAAAUUCCUUUGAAUGAAGACUUGCUAUUGAAGAUUGGAAGGAAACCUUAACAUCCAUGUCCCACUAUGGGCGCAACAACAUAUGGUUGACAGACAUUAUUCCUUGAAUUUAAAACCAGGUCAGCUAGAACACCAUAUGUUUAUGCACAUGCAGAUUUAGCACAAAAUACUUCGUUGGUCUGCAAGAAAUUUUUGUCUCCAGGUUGGACUCCCAGGAAGAAAAUUAUUUUUUCCUGCCCUGAUAGCAAUUAGGAAGUAGAGAGACGAAAGUAACUGAUUUCAUCAAAUUUAUUAUACCACAGGCAAAACGACUGGUAUACGGAGAGGAUUCGAGCUCACUUCUGCAAAGUCUAGUUUUAGUCACGACAAGAACUAUAGACAAUUCGUUGAUUUUUGGAGGAGAUCUAAAGAAAACCACUGAGAUAAUGACAGCUAUUGUUCAGGAACAAGGAGCAAGACAAGAUGGAGGGAUUAGCCUGAAAAAUGUUAAAGUAUGACGCAUUCUUUUCAUAAUGAGGAGAAUACCACCAUGUUAUAAACCUCAGGUCCUCAGAAAAAACAACAUGCAUGCUUACUAUCUGCUAUGACCAAUUUAAUUGUUAUUCGAACUUUGCCUUCUAGAAUUAUUUGAUAACAUGCAGUAACCUUCUGGACGACAGCAAUAAACAAGAGUGGAGAAAUAUUCAAAACGUAAGUAAAUGUUUAAAGUAAUUGUGAUGGUAUGGGAAGAUUGGAUAAAAUACUUUGCACAGACAUGACACAACACUGAUGAUUGAUUAGGUUUACCUCAAGAAAAGUUAUGUUAACACCGUCAAGAUACAUUGCUUAUCAUUAUUGCUAUUCUGUUUUUAGGAUGCGAGAGGAUCAGCUGAUAUUCUACGAGAUUCACAGACCUAUGCAUUAAUUGCAUCGUCAAAACUUCCAGAAACACGAACCAAUCUUACUUAUGUUACGAACAACAUAGGUAUAUUUAUGUGAGCUUAGCCGAACUAAAAAUAAAACAACUUUAUUUAUACUGGGUAUAUCUACAACUUCUAACGGUUCUCUCUAGAGGUCCAAUGGGGGAACAGUUCAGGACGCCAACUGGCUCUUCUCGCAUGUGGCUGGUGGAAAUUAUAAUCAGACAACUGAACAAGCUUUCGUUGGCAGGAAUGCAACUACCUAAAAAAUAUAUAAGGAGAAUUUCGAUGCCUCGAGCGAAGGCCCUUCGUCUGGCUAGUAACUUCAGACCAAAAGCCUUCGCUCGAAACGUCGAAAUUCUCCUUAUAUUUUUCAGGUAGUUGCAUCCCUCCCAACGAAAGCUUGUUCAUUUGAUUCGCACUACCUACACUGGCAAAGACAGUUUAAGAUUAUAAUCAGACAACUGCAUAUUACAGGGAUUGAACCUCAGUACAGACAGAAAAAUACAUGCACUAUAACCACUGUGUUACCAUCACCCCACAAGAAUAUAUUAAAUCUUAUUCACUGAUAUUUGGUUUUCACCUAGUUGUACAAAUGAGCUAUCAAGAGAAAGGAUCAAACGACAAAAUAUUCCCAGACUACACCAACACAGAUGUGGCGUUGUGGGACGGAGAGAAAGACAAUAUCAGGUUGCCGAAGUCAGUAUUUAGUAUAGGUGAGUUUAAACCUGAAUACCAAAAAGUUCUAAGUUCCCAAAAAGUCCAGAAAGAUGCCUGAUUAAUUUUAAAGAUGGCUUAUUAAUCUUUUCAUAAUAAAUUCAUAAUAAAAUGAAGACCUGGUCAAACCAACGUUUUCCUUCUUUUCAGGAAAUAUAAAGACUGUGACAUUCAGCUACAAAACCUUACCAGCACUUUUACCAAUGGAUUCCAACCAACAUUUCAGGUAUGACAGAAUAAGUAGAGGAAACAAAAGAAAUGAAUUAUAUAACACCAAUCAUCACCUAAACAUUGAAAUAGUGCGUUCAUGCUAUAUAAACUGCAUUAAUUAAACUGACAAUGCUUUUUUCCUGCAUUCUAGGCAUUCUGAACCAAAUUCCAAAAUCCUCGCAACUAUUGCCGAGCCUCGAAUCCAGGAUAAAAUUACACCCGCAAUCACAAUCACAUUACAUCAUCUGAAGGUGGGUGACUUAUGUGAUAUCUGAACAAACUAUCACACAGAACAAAUUAUCAAAAGUUAUGAAAAGAUAGAGUCAGAGUAAAUUGCCAAUGUUUUCUUACAGCAAAACAGACUAAACCCAAAAUGCGUGUUCUGGGACUUCAACUUAAAGUGAGUGAUUUUACUUAAAAAUUGGAAAGCGCGUACUCUUUGUUUGAAGAGAGAGGACGCCUCAAAGAGUGUUUAACGCCUCUAUUGUACCAGGAUCUGACAAAACUAAACCAACACUGAAUCAAUAAGAAAUCAACUGGAAGUACUCUUCAUGUAGAUUGAGGUGAAAUUAUAACAAGACAACUGCAUAUUGCUAGAAUCGAAACCUCCUUCGCAGAGACGCGAAAGGCACCAACCAUUGUGUCACUCCGAAUAACAUUUUGAUUUUUAAUCGACGUUUCGACUAGUUUGUAGUCAUCCUCGAGAUUGUUAAUCCUGAGGAUGACUACAAACUAGUCGAAACGUCGAUUAAAAAUCAAAAUGUUAUUCAGAGUUACUGUUAUUUUGUAUUUUCUUAAAAUACUAAGUUGUUCCCGUAAUUAUUGUGUCACGAACACCUGGGCAUCACGUCCUAACUGGAAGAGUGAGCAGUCUUUUCAAAAAACCACAACUCCAAUUCAGCUCAGAUUGGGCCGAACUGUUCAGAUUUCUCAUGUCAUUAUUGGAUUUCAAAUAUUUCUUGUAACAAAUCAUGACAUUAGUUUAACAUUAUUUAGCAAAUCUUCAAAAAUCCAUUUUACUACAAUCUAGCCCUGUUCACGGAGGCGCGUGGUCAACUGAGGGUUGUUGGUUAGAGUCAAGUACGAAGGAACGUACAAUAUGUCGCUGUGAUCAUCUCGCUAACUUUGCUGUGCUUAUGAAUGUACUAGACUCUGGUUCAAUGCAGGUACACGACAAAUCACAUCAUUUAGUAUUUAGUUAUUACGCUCGCAGUUUAGAGUUUCGACCGAAAUUUAGUGGCAGUAAAAUUGAUCUGUCCCCUGUUAUAAUUUGAACUAAUGUCAUACUUAUACAUACAGUAGUAUAAUGUGUAUACUUACACAUAUUGAAUGUGAUGAACCACUCCAUUCCACCCAGGCUUCAGCCAAAGAUGAACGUUACUCCAAGGAAAUGGCAGCAAUGUGGAUCUGUAUUCCAGUGUUGGUCGUUCUCGUCAUAGCUGCAUUAUAUAUUGCAUCUACAUGGUAAGAUAAGACAACAAGUUUAAAUAAUGCAUGUUACAAACUUUCUGAAUUCCAGUGAUGCAUUGUUUGUCUUAUUUUAAUGUCUUCUACUUUCAGGUCAAGAGGUCCUCGUCGGCGCACAUGUAAGUCCCGGAGUUCAAUACCGCUGUUAAAACAUACCUCAACAGUGUAUUAGUUGUAGUAAAUUGCAGGUGUGUCAAGUAACAAGGACAUGAAACUCGAUAAUGAUAAAUUCUGUCUUAUCUUUCAGUGAGUGAGAGAUCAAGUCUCCUCAGAUCGUCAGUCACAACAGAUGAAGUUAGAUACGACUAUUCCUCUACACCAUCGCACAAUCUGGAAGGCACCUCUCCACCCAAACUCAAAGAACUUGAGUGGCAGAAUGAGUUUAAUAAAGAUGUUGAAAGUUUGAAGGAUAUUGGACUCACGUUUGACUCAAGUAAUCAGAGGAUGAGGGGUGGACAGGAAAUGGAACAUGACUCUGGGAUAGAAAGCAAUGAUCAUGACGACUCACAUUGUGACUUGUCUUUGAGUCAGGUAUUGAAGAUUUAAAAGAAUGCCUGUACUGGUAAUAAUUCAUCUCUAAUUAGUAGUGAUUAAUCCAUUUUCAUCUCUAAUCAGCACUAAUUAAUACCUGUUUCAUCUUUAAUUAGUGGUAAUUAAUCCGUUUUCAUCUCUAAUCAGUAGUAAUUAUUACCUGUUUCAUCUCUAAUUAGUGGUAAUUAAUAUCUGUUUCAUCCCUAAUUAGUGGUAAUUAAUAUCUGUUUCAUCUCUAAUUAGUGGUAAUUAAUAUCUGUUUCAUCUCUAAUUAGUGAUAAUUAAUAUCUGUUACAUCUCUAAUUAGUGGUAAUUAAUAUCUCUUUCAUCUCUAAUUACUGGUAAUUAAUAUCGGUUUCAUAUCUAAUUAGUGGUAAUUAAUACCUAUUUAAUAACUAAUUAGUAAUAAUUAAUAUCUAUUUUAUCUCUAAUUAGUGGUAAUUAAUAUCUGUUUCAUCUCUAAUUAGUAAAAUUAAUAUCUGUUUCAUCUCUAAUUAGUGGUAAUUAAUAUCUGUUUAUAUCUAAUUAGUGGUAAUUAAUAUCUGUUUCAUCUCUAAUUAGUGGUAAUUAAUAUCUGUUUCAUCUCUAACCAAUAAAAUUAAUAUCUGUUUCCUCUCUAAUUAGUGGUAAUUAAUAUCUGUUUCAUCUCUAAUUAGUGAUAAUUAAUAUCUGUUUCAUGCAACUACUUUCUUUGCAAUUUUCACAGGAAAACUUAGAAAUUAGAGAGGAACAAUUUCAAGGUUAUUUAGAGGUAAUGAAAUUAUCACAUAUAAUUCUGAUUAAAUAUGCUAUAUCAGAUGUACAUCAUAUCAUCCUCAACAUUUUUGAUGUGGGGGUUUCUCAAAGCAUUCCCAGGCAUAUUAACAGUGAAAAGAAUCAUGAAUUAAGUGCUGGUAAAAUACCUGUCAAGUACUGCGGUCCACAAAGGGAUGGGGGCACUCCUGUAUCCACUUUGCAGACUUGUUCCGCAAAGAGGUAGAAACUGAGACAAAAAUAGACAUUAAAAAGUAUGUGAUAGGGUAGGCAGGGGGUAGCCAGAGUCAUAGACAAAUAACGAAAAAUACUUGUUAUUCGUUUAUGACUCAGGCUAGGCAGGGGGUCACUUAAUUUCUUCUGCUUUUUGACAGGAUAUUCAUCAUACAGAAUCAAUCCUAGACAGUGGCAUUACAAGCCCUACUCAUUCACACACAAAUUUUAUCCAGGAGAAGCAAACUAUUCAUCUUGAUGUGGAACGCAG